Vitis riparia (riverbank grape) is the source of this 1519-nucleotide messenger RNA. Its product is annotated as SEC14 cytosolic factor-like. Bases 273 to 1289 code for a protein of 338 amino acids. The transcript has 11 exons. Lineage: Eukaryota; Viridiplantae; Streptophyta; Magnoliopsida; Vitales; Vitaceae. The record is from RefSeq and is a predicted model, not a curated record.
AGGGAGCUCUCACCUCUUUUCCAGAGGAGGUGCAAAAAACCCACAUCUCUCUCUCUCUCUCUCUCUCUAGCUUUUUCUCAUUACUAAAUUCUCCCAUUUCAAGCACAGGUUCACAAACUCAAAUCCCCUCCCCCCUCACACCACCAAAAAAAACAGAAAAAAAAAAAAGAGAAAAUUUUUGUUUUUGUUUUUUUGUUUUUUGUUUUUUAAAAAUUUUCUCAUAAUUUUUGUAGUGUUUUUGUUGCUAUUGUUAUAAGAAAUACGAUUUCAAAAUGGGAAUCGUGAAUCAAGAAGCAGUGAAGCAAUUUCAGCUGUUGUUGGAUGAAGUUGAGGAGCCGCUGAAGAACUCAUUUGAGAAUGUGCAUCAAGGGUAUGUACGGGAAACUUUGGCAAGGUUUCUGAAAGCAAGGGAUGGGAAUGUCCCAAAAGCUCAUAAAAUGUUGGUAGACUGCUUAAAUUGGAGGAUUCAGAAUGAAAUCGACAAUAUAUUGACGAAACCAAUCCUCCCUCCUAAUUUAUACAGAGCAGUGCGAGACUCACAGCUGACAGGUCUAUCCGGCUAUACAAAAGAGGGUCUUCCUGUCAUUGCUGUUGGUGUUGGGCAGAGCACAUUUGACAAGGCAUCUGUUCAUUAUUAUGUGCAGUCACACAUCCAAAUGAAUGAGUAUAGAGAUCGUGUUGUAUUGCCUGCUGCAACAAAGAAGCAUGGGCGAUACAUUGGCACCUGUGUGAAGGUUUUGGACAUGACUGGUUUAAAGCUUUCAGCGCUGAAUCAAAUAAAGCUGUUGACUGUGAUAUCGACAAUCGAUGAUCUGAAUUAUCCAGAGAAGACAGAUACAUACUACAUUGUUAAUGUCCCUUACAUAUUUUCAGCAUGUUGGAAGGUUGUAAAGCCUCUUUUGCAAGAAAGGACAAGGAGGAAAGUUCAAGUGCUACAAGGAUGUGGGAGAGAUGAGUUGCUGAAGAUAAUGGAUUAUGCAUCCCUCCCACAUUUUUGUAGAAGAGAAGGGUCAGGAUCAUCCCAUCAUUCCGAAAAUGGAACAACCGAUAAUUGUUUCUGCUUGGAUCAUGUGUUCCAUCAACACAUUUACAAUUACGUAAACCAGCAGGCAGCCCUUGUGGAGUCAGUAGGGCCAUGGAAACAAGGGUCAUUCCAUGUGGCCUUCCCUGAGCCAGACCCAGAAGGUAAAAAGAUUGCCAAGACCAUAGAAUCAGAGUUCCACAAGAUUGGAGAUCAUAAGAACGGCCUUUCCAACUCUAUGUCUAACCUUAAAGUCAAUGACGAUUGAAACUUUGAAUCUGCGGGAAAAAUAGAUAUGUAUACGAGAGUGAGAGAUCCCAGUGGUGAUGAGAAUCACUUUGAUGACAAGUAUGAGAUGAAGGGAGAGUGGGGUUGUAGUUUGUUUGUUUGCUUGCAUCAUCUCAAUGCAGCAAUGUUGGUAGGACGAAAGGUAAUUUGAUGUAACUUCUUAAUCUCAAUGUUACCACCAUUGAGUGGAUACUUAUAUCAUUCUUCCUC